AUGAACGUGUUGGUGGAGUUAGCACUCACCACGGAAGUAUCUCAACUUCUCACCGUACUACGAUUAUUGCGCCUCUUCUCGAUUCCUCUUACAGCUACAGUUAAGAGGGCGCGACAAGGAGGCCUACCGGCAAGGCCGUCCCGCAUCGGCAGUUCCCCGCUCGGGCAAAAAGGGCCGGACGGCAUCGGCAGUUCCCCGCCGUCCUCCUCCCCGUCGCCCUUCGCCUCCCAGAUCGACGCGGCCAAGCCGGCGCUCGCGUCGCCCUUCGCCUCCCAGAUUGGGCCCCCUCCUCGGCCGCCGACUCGCGCUCCUCCUCGCGCCGCCGUCCUCCUCGCGGCGUCGUCGCCCUCCCCGAGUCGGGCCCCCUCCUCGGCCGCCGUCUCGCGCUCCUCCUCGCGCCGCCGUCCUGCUCGCGGGGUCCUCGCCCUCCCCGUCUGCCUCCCCGCUGGACACAAAUUGGCCCCGCCGCCCCGUCUCGCGCUCCUCCGCGACCCGCUGGACUCCUGCGCUGUCGCCGUCACCCUCCCACUGCGCGCUCGACGGCGCCGGCCGACGACGGCCCAACCCGCGGCCGCACUCUCCAGGGCAACGAAGGGCCGCGGCCGCGGCUCGCUCUCCGGCCUCACGGGACGCCUCCUUUCCGCUCGCCCUGCGCCUCCUGAGAUAUCAAAAGAAGGAUGA
This is a messenger RNA of Panicum virgatum (switchgrass), 681 nucleotides long. RefSeq lists its product as uncharacterized. The transcript has 3 exons. The coding region runs from base 1 to 681 and encodes 226 amino acids. NCBI's taxonomy places the organism in Eukaryota, Viridiplantae, Streptophyta, Magnoliopsida, Poales, Poaceae. The record is from RefSeq and is a predicted model, not a curated record.